GUGGUUGAGUGGUGGGACGUCAUCAGCUAUCACUGUAGUUUUUACUUUCAAACUAUUAGAAAACUGGCGUAAAAACGGAGUCAUUCAUCGUUAGGGCAUGUUAAAGAACUUCUUUUAAGUUUGUUUUCAAAACAUUUAAAGCAUGUUUCAGAACUGGGGAACCUGGCUUGGAAUAGAAACCGAAAAUGGCCAAGUUAAACAAGAAAGCGAGUCUGUUGUUGAUGUUGAUGAACACCAAAACCAUGACAUGAAUAAGCCGACUGCUGGGGCUGGAGGUGAGCAGAGCAGCGCUGUGGAGGACGAUGCUCAACCGCCUCAACUCCUCCAGACAGCGAAGAGCUUCAGCGGUUACAUUUAUAAUUUCGCCAGCAGUGCUUCAAAGAAACUGUCCGAGUCCGUCGUUGAAACGGCACAAACCCUGAAGAAAAGUGUGGAGGAGGGGAAGAUCAAUGGGAUUAUUGAUAAGACCAUUUUGGGUGAUUUCCAGAAAGAACAAGAAAGGUUUGUUCAGGAGAAAAAAGGGAAAAGUUCUGGUGCUGCUGUGCCUCCAUGGGUUGGGUACAACGAAGAGGACACCAUUCAGCAACAGAUUUUAGCUCUCUCAGCGGACAAAAGAAAUUUUUUGCGAGAUCCUCCUGCUGGGGUGCAAUUUCACUUUGACUGUGAGCAAAUGUAUCCAGUCGCCAUGGUGAUGCUGGAGGAAGACGAGCUCCUUCGGAAGAUGCGCUUCCAUCUGGUUCCCAAACAGGUGAAAGAGGAAGCCUUCUGGAAGAAUUACUUCUACCGUGUGUCCUUAAUAAAACAGUCAGCUCAGCUCACAGCUUUAGCAGCACAGCAAGCUGCGGAGCGCAGAGACGUGCAGAAAACUGACACCAGUCCUGAGGCUGGUCAUCACAAGGAUGCAGUGAAAAUGAAAACUCCCGCUGCCAUCCACACUACGAAACCAAAGUCAAGUGAGGAUGAAGAGGAGAUCUCCACCAGCCCGCCUGUGUCUGAAUUUGUGAGUGAUGCUUUUGACUCAUGCAAGAUAAAUGAGGACGACCUACGCAAAGAAAUGGAGCAGCUGGUUCUGGACAAGAAGGGACAUCCAAACACACAGCAGGAGGAGACUGCUGACUGGGAGAGAGAGCUGCAGGAGGAACUUCAGGAGUACGACGUGUUGGAUGAUAAUGAGAACCGUGAUGACAACUGGGACAGGGAGAUUGAAGAGAUGCUAAAGGAGGACAGUUAGAGUACUCAUACAAAGCUCCUCCAGUCGUAACUGUUCGAUGGAGACCUUUAGCGACAGAAACAGCACAUGACUACAGAUUUAAUGUUCCCACUGGAAUGGCUCAUUACAAUAUUGGUCCUCCAAGAACUCUCAGCACAGAGAAAUAACACUGAACUUCAUUAACAUUUCAGUGUACUAUUCCUGUGGCCUGGAUAGUUUAAGGUUUUAUGAGUGCAUGUUUAGAGUCCUCCUGUUUAAAGGAAAAGGAGAUAUUGUCCUGCAUCUCCAGUUCAUAAUGUGAUAAUGUGUACGCCUCCACAGACUGUAGACUUGGGAAUUAACGACGAUGUAACUUGCUGAAUGGCUGCCACAAGUGUCAAUUAUAGGAUAAUGGUUAAUGCUGAAAAUACGGUUAAGCUGAAGCAUAACAGUGGCACAAGUAAACAGGAGUCACAAACUCAGCAAACUGACUCAGCAAUGUCUGUUACAAUAUCUGCCUAAAGUAAUUGCUACCAAUAACUAACACCAACCACCAUAAGCUACUGGUCAAACCAGACCAAAGUAAACAGCGAGUAUACUGAACUGAACAGGAUUCAGUUUUUUUUCUUUUAUUUGUGAAUUGAAUUGUUCAUUUAUAAGAGGAAGAAUGUGCUGCGUCUUUCUAGUCUCACUUUCAAGAUACAUUUUAGGCACAAAUACCAUUAUGAUGAUUUUAAGUUUAUUCUCAUGAAAACAUUCAGAUUAAGAGGCAGUGUAAGGCAGUGUGGCCCUGCUGUCUUUCUCGCCUUACUGAUGCCAGUUGUCAGCUGCAGAAAUACCAUGAACUGAAUAACAUGAACCAAGUGAGGUGAUAUUUUAGACGAUUUCAUGUGACCAGUUAAGUUUAUUUGUGGCUGUUUAUGCUAUGACUGAGCCAAACCUUUCAUAUAAAUUGAAAUGAUGGUUAUAUGUGGCACCCCAAUUAAAUAUAAUUGCUUUUAAGAGUGCAUAAGACAUGGAAUGUAAUAUUGUAUUUCACACUUGUAAUGGACCUUGGAGCUGUGUAUUUUAUCCAAAUGAUUAAAAGCACAAUUGAACAUAUAUAAAUUCUGACUUUAAAGGUCCUGUGUGUAAGAUUUAGGGGCUCUAUUUGUAGGAUUUGGGAGAAAUGGAAUAUAAUAUUAUAUGUUUUUAUUUGUGUAUAAUCACCUGAAAAUAAGAAGGAAUAAUUCCUUUAUGUCUACAGAGAGCACAGGUCCUCAUCCACAGACUCUGCCAUGUUGAACCACCAUGUUUUCUUUCUACAGUAUACCAGAAUGGAAAAAAUGCCUUAGAUAGGGUGUUUCAUGUUUUUCGCUGCCACCAUAGUUUCUAGUGUUUAUACUUACUGUAAAUGCAAACCUCAGUAUAUUGUUUUUUAAUUUUUUUUACCCUUUAACCUUAGCAUUUAUUACUAUCUAAAAUGUUUUAUUAUGCUAAUGCAUGUGAUUCUAUUGAAGUCCCCCUCCCCUCAGAAAUCAGUGUUUCUUCUUGUUCCUACAAUGUGAUGUUUGAA
This is a messenger RNA of Morone saxatilis (striped sea-bass), 2744 nucleotides long. RefSeq names its product synapse-associated protein 1-like. Gene Ontology annotation, cellular component: synapse; cytoplasm. The coding region runs from base 143 to 1231 and encodes 362 amino acids. Lineage: Eukaryota; Metazoa; Chordata; Actinopteri; Moronidae. The record is from RefSeq and is a predicted model, not a curated record. The transcript is spliced from 9 exons.